This is a messenger RNA of Perkinsus marinus ATCC 50983, 960 nucleotides long. RefSeq lists its product as hypothetical. The transcript has 8 exons. Gene Ontology annotation, cellular component: MutSalpha complex; nucleus. The annotation marks the transcript as partial. Gene Ontology annotation, molecular function: ATP binding; mismatched DNA binding; ATP-dependent DNA damage sensor activity. Lineage: Eukaryota; Perkinsozoa; Perkinsida; Perkinsidae. The record is from RefSeq and is a predicted model, not a curated record. Gene Ontology annotation, biological process: mitotic recombination; mismatch repair.
AUGAAUGCUUGUGUUCAUAGCUGUGAUCGCUUCAUGGACCUCAUGGAGAAGUGCGUCGACUUCGAAGCGAUCGCUAGAGACAGGGAGUUCAGAAUUCGAAGUGGAAUAACGCCUCAACUGGAGGAGUUGGCCGGGCAUAGAGAUGCCGCAAGGGAGGAAAUGGAGGUCAUCAAACAGGAAGUGUCGAGAAAAAUUAAGACGGAAGCGAGGCUAGCUGAGGCUGCUGCGCCGCACUAUUGGUGUCUGAGGGUUCCUAAGAAACAACAGGCUAGUGUGGAGAAAACAAGAGCGUACAAGAAGGUGCAAAUCAACAAGGCAGAGUUCCUGUUCACAUGUGGACCACUGGAGCUUGCCGUCUCACGAUUCAUGGACGCCCAGAGCCGGUAUAACGAAGCCGCACGUGAUAUUCAGAAGCGCACAGUUGAGGUAGCGGCGACCUAUCACCCAGCAGUAGCUCGACUGGCUGAUGUUCUGGCGUCCCUAGAUGUCCUAUGCUCCUUCGCCUGCUGCGCUCUGACUCAUCGCAUGGUUCGAGCGGACAUUGACGAUGCAACUCCUCCAGUGUGCAUUGACAUUGACGGCGCGAGGCAUGUUCUAGUGGAGGAGGCGAGGAUCAACGGCGAUAUCAAAAUGGACGAGGCCAUGGGAGAAACACAGAUCGCCUUUUACGGCUACAGGUUCGUCCCGAAUGACGUUAAAAUGCAGAGAGAAGGUACGGGUCACAUGAAUGGAAAUGAUGGCAGAGUUAUGGUCAUCACUGGCCCCAACAUGGGCGGCAAGAGCACCUACAUUCGGACGGCAGCUCUCUGUGUGUUCCUCAAUCAGAUAGGGUCCUUCGUGCCUGCCCAGAGGGCUCGGCUGGGCAUCUUUCGAUCGAUAAUGUGUCGAGUGGGGGCGUCAGACUAUCAGAUACGCGGUGUGUCUACAUUCAUGGCAGAGAUGCUUGAUGCUGCUUCCAUA